Molecule: messenger RNA, 231 nt
Organism: Penicillium diatomitis
Lineage: Eukaryota; Fungi; Ascomycota; Eurotiomycetes; Eurotiales; Aspergillaceae
Exons: 2
Coding region: 1-231 (76 amino acids)
Source: RefSeq, a predicted model, not a curated record
AUGUUCGGCAAUAGUCUUUUCGGUUGGCUCUCUGCAUCUGCAUCCAAGCACGAGAAGCCCGAUGAUGCUGCUGCCGGAGAUCCCACCUCGAUCUGCGUCCAGGACCAGCAGCCCACCAGCCCUGCUGGCCCGUCCGUGACAGAGCAAGCUGUAACCGAGCAGCCAGACUCUCAGAAGAACAUGCUCAAGCUCCGUGGUGGUGCUGCCGGUGAUGUUUGUUGCGGCGUGUAA